AUGGCACCUAUUGGCACAGCUGGCUUUUUUCGUGCAACAAUGAUUCAUACAAUGAAUGCAUUACGUGAAAAUUCUGAUUUAUUACUUAGUACAAUGGAUGUAUUUAUUAAAGAACCAUUAAUGGAAUGGAUGGAACAUGCACUUAAAACAAGUAAACAAGUAGCACAAAGUGAAACAAAUAUACUUCAUUCGGAUGAUACUUAUGCAAAAGAUCGAAUUAACAGUGCACGAUUAGGAAAUCAAUAUUCAUAA
This is a messenger RNA of Rotaria sp. Silwood1, 252 nucleotides long. The record is from the annotation of a GenBank genome assembly. Lineage: Eukaryota; Metazoa; Rotifera; Eurotatoria; Philodinida; Philodinidae.